Messenger RNA from Pelmatolapia mariae (spotted tilapia), 5552 nucleotides. It is a transcript of the gene adisspa, whose product is annotated as adipose secreted signaling protein. The record is from RefSeq and is a predicted model, not a curated record. NCBI's taxonomy places the organism in Eukaryota, Metazoa, Chordata, Actinopteri, Cichliformes, Cichlidae. The transcript has 6 exons. Bases 187 to 723 code for a protein of 178 amino acids.
GUCCGCUGAGGAGGCCGCGCGCGGGGGACACGUGAGUGUGCGUGUAGAGCACAGCAGCAUCCUGCCAGCUUCCCAAAGACGGACGCCAGAGUGGGAAGCGCACAGCUCGUAUGAUCUGAACUAAGCGGUCAGUGAUGACAUUACUCAGGUUUUGUCCAACUCUACCUAAAUCCUAACCACAUCACCAUGGCAACAGGAAGAAAAGGCUCUACGUCCAAAGCAGGUGGGGUGCGUUUCCCUGACGAUGACGAGCCCCCUGGCUCUCCAACACGGAGAGAUGACCAGUCAAACGUCGCUACGCUCAUUGCUGUCUCAGAGAAGGAUGGCAGCUACUUGGUGAAGGCUGGUUUCCUGAAGAGCCACCACUGUUAUGAGAUUGUCUUCACUGUCCCAGAUGUCCCCACACUGGGCAAAGAGCUCUCAUGUCUUCCCUCCUCUUCUCCAUCUCGGAGGUCGCCCAGCCUGCGGGUCCAGCGUAUUAACUCCACACUGGAGGGAGGUGUAAAGGUAACAUGUGAGUACAGAACUCACCAGGAGGGGGUGCAACAGGAGGAGAUCACCAUGGUAACCAGAGGGAGAAAAGACAGCAGUCUAAAGGUCAGACUCCAGGCCAGGGUCAUUGACCCACAUCACGGCACCCCCAUGCUGCUGGAGGGGGUGAGGUGUCUCGGUGCCAGGAAAGAUGCCCACACAAAGCACAGCAGUGAUCGUAAGAAGAUAUGAUGAAGUGAUUUACUCGUGUCUGUGUGUAACUCCUGAACACACUCAGUGACUGGGUCAGGGUGCAGUAGUGGGGAGAAACAUGGAUCCAUACAUUAAUAAGUAGAAUUCAUCUGAAGGACAAACAAACUGCCCUGAAAACGGACGAGGCUUUUCAUCACAGUCACAGUCAUGCUUCCACAGUUACAUUUGCUUUAAUGAGGCUGCCAUACCAGAGAGCCAUAAUACCUCUGCUGCUGAGGCCAGUCAAACCAGUGUUACAGCACACACACACACACACACACACACAGAGACACACAGACACACACACACACACACACACACACACAGAGACACACAGACACACACACACACACACACACACACACAGACACACACACACACACACAGACACACGUACACAAACACACACACACACAGACACAGAUACGCGCACACACACACACACACACACACACACAGACACACAGACACACACACAGACACACACACACACAGACACACACAGACACAGAUACGCGCACACACACACACACACACACAGACACACACACACACACACAGACACACGCACACACACGCACACACACAGACACACACACACACAGACACACGCACACACACACGCACACACACACACAAAGACGCACACACACACACAGACACAGACACACGCACACACACGCACACACACAGACACACACAGACACAGACACACGCACACACACACACACACACAGACACACACAGACACAGACACACACACACACACACACACACAGACACACACAGACACAGACACAGACACACGCACACACACACACACACAGACACACGUACACAAACACACACACACACACACAGACACACAGGGUGGCUGUGGCUCAGGUGGUAGAGCAGAUCAGCUACUGAUCGGAAGGUCUGUGGUUCGAUUCUUGGCUUCCCCGAUCUGCAUGUCAAGUAUCCUUGGGCAAGAUAUUAACCCCAAAUUGCCCUCCGAUGCGUUCAUCGGAGUACGAAUGUGUGUGAAUGCAGGUUAGUUUGCACUGUGUUUAGAAGUGCUUGUACGAGUGGGUGUGAUUGGGUGAAUGAGGCAUGUUGUAUAGAGCGCUUUGAGUACUCCGGGAGAGUAGAAAAGCGCUAUAUAAGAAUCAGUCCAUUUACCAUUUACACACACACACACAGACACAGACACACAGACACACGCACACACACACAGACACACACACACACACACACGCGCACACACACAGUGUGUAACACACGCUGUCAUCUCACAGCAGCAGGAAAUCUGUCUCAUGUUGUUCCCAAAGCUCUGUUCCCUUAAAGCCUUCUUUAGGAUGCAGCACAGGGAAAUGUAAUGUGACUGGCGUGAGUCUCACACUUGUGUAAUAGUAAUGACCACAGUAACCAUGUUGUAGAGCCUUGCAUGAGGUGUUAUGAGCUGUCACAAAAACACAAAGCCAGCUGGCCUGGUGUCACCUUCCCUGUAUCUUCUUUGAAGUUGAGCACCUGGAGGUAGAAAACCUGAAAUUAGAGUGAAAUUCCAAAAUAGACUCACAGGGUUUAUGAAUGAUAAGACAGACAUUUUACCUUUACUGGUGACGGUGAGGUUGGACUCACCUGUUCCACACCGUUUACACUUUUACACCACAUGUAGUUGCACAGCAGCUUAAUUAACCGACUCACCUGUAUACUCUUCUUGUAUCAUGACAGACUCUGAAGUUAUCCAUGUAACCAUACAGCUGUGUGUACUGUAGACCUUUUAAAUCCCCAACAUUACUGGCACCAAGCCUGAUUCUGACAUGGAGAAUACACAUGUGUAAUAGAAGUAGAGGCUCACUGCCUUUUCCUUUGUGCUGACCUGUUUUUCUAAUUGCUAUAAACAUGUGUCUUAUGUAACCUUUUCCUGUGGCACUGUUUUGUUUUGAUAUGUUAAAAAGUUCACGUGUGUGAAGCGAUCCUGACCCCCAGUUUCAGUGUUUUUCUUUGUGCUUUUUGUGGUUCCGAUGUCGGGUCAGUCAGCUUUCCUGCUGCGUUCCUGAAAAAGGGGAGACUGUGAUUGCUGAGUGCCAGCAGCUGCACUGCAGCAGAGCCACAGACCACGCCCCUGCCACGCUGUGAAAUGUACUUUUUUCCCCAGUGGGCAGCGUGGGCACCCAAAUUCCUGAACGCAGUAACUUGACAACAAGGCAGCAUAGAAUUGUUAGAAUGACUCCGCAGGUGCAUCUACUAAACAUACUGAACAAGUUUGAAUCUCAAAUCUCAAGUUUGACGUUUUCUUCUCUGAACUCAAACGAUCACAGAAAGAAAUGAACAGUCUCUUCAUUUUCAUGGUAGUUUUAUUUUAAUGAAGAGUAUCAACCAAAAAUCCUUACAUAAAUGUUAUAAAUUGAUUUGCAUGUCAUUGAGUGAAAUAGUUUGAUCCUUUGUAACCAAGCCACUAAAUGAAUGUUGUGCAUACCGGCGGUUAAAUGGGUGAAUGAUGCUUGUAGUACUCAGCACGUGCUGUAUAAAAAAGGCCAUUUACCAUUUCAUGGAUUUAAGGGUCUCUGCUGAAGAAGCCACGUUUUUUAAAUUUUCCAGGUUUUUAGUUCAGAUGAAACCAAAGUCAAACUUUUUGGUAUCAACUAAACCCGCCAUGUUUGAAGGAAAAUACUGAUCUCAACCCCAAAGAACAUCAACCCCACAAACACGGAGGUGGAAACUUUAUUCUUUGGGCUGUUUUUCUGCUAAAGCUGCAGAACAACUUCACCAGGACAUUAAACCAUCACAUCUUGGACAGGAGCCUCCUUCCAUCAGCCAGAACACAGUUUGUGUUUGUGGGUGGAUACAGUGACACAAAACAUACCACCAAGGCCACAAUCAAGUGGUUACAGAAGAAGCGCAUUAAUGUCUUCAGGCCUCAGUUUUCAUACAGAACAUUUGUGGAGUGAACUGGAGCUUCUAGUUUCCAGGUGGCAGCCAAGAAACCUGAAAGAUUAAGAGAGUUUCUUUAAAGAGGAGAGUGAUCUGUGCAAACCUGGGGACCAGCUACAGGUGUCUAACUGCUGCUGUGUCAACAAGGUUUCUCCAGAUAUGCACUAAGACAUAUUUUGCUCAAAUACUUAUUUCACGCAGUGACAAGCACAUCUAUUUAUAACUUUGAUGUGAUCUGUUUGUUUUGUUUAUGGAAUUUGGGUGAUAUCUGUCUCUCCAUUUAAUCAUACUGUAAACUGAAAUGCUGUGCUAAAUGCUGGAGCAAUGAUUUAUUAAUUUAGGCUAACACUUUCUAUUCCAGCUCAGUAAUGAUAUGCUAAUAAUUGUGUAAUAAGGUAGAAACAAGCUAAUCAUAUGGAAAUGUGAGUUAUUACCACUCACAGAGUAACAUUUAAAUAACAGCCAAGUAAUAAGCCCGUAUGAACAGUGAAUGUAGCUGCGUAACAUUACACUGAAAUUCUUAUAACUGAGUUCUAACAGACCAGAUACUGAGUGUAAUAAUGUGGAAAUACAUGUGGCUGUGACACCAAGUGAUGAUAAUAUUAUAGCAAUAUAUUGGUUAUAUAUUAUAAUUAAGUUCAAUUCAAUUCAGUUUUAUUUUUAUAGCACCAAAUCACAACAACAGUGAUGUCAAGGAGCUAAUAUUGUAAGGUAGACUCUACAAGUGAGAGAGGGCAACGUUCAAUGCAUCAUGGGAAUCACCCAGCAGCCUACACCUAUUGCAGCAUAACUAAGGGAGGAUUCAGGGUCACCUGGUCCAGCCCUAACUAUAUGCUUUAGCAAAAAGGAAAGUUUGAAGCCUAAUCUUAAAAGUAGAGAUAGUGUCUGUCUCCUGAAUCCAAACUGGAAGCUGGUUCCACAGAAGAGGGGCCUGAAAACUGAAGGCUCUGCCUCCCAUUCUACUUUUAAAUACUCUAGGAACAACAAGUAAGCCUGCAGUGUGAGAGCCAAGUGCUCUAAUAGGGUGAUAUGGUACUACAAGGUCAUUAAGAUAAGAUGGGGCCUGAUUAUUUAAGACCUUGUAUGUGAGGAGCAGAAUUUUGAAUUCUGGAUUUAACAGGAAGCCAAUGAAGGGAAGCCAAAACAGGAGAAAUCUGCUCUCUCUUUCUAGUCCCUGUCAGGACUCUUGCUGCAGCAUUUUGGAUUAACUGAAGGCUUUUCAGGGAGUUUUUAGGACUUCCUGAUAAUAAUGAAUUACAGUAGUCCAGCCUGGAAGUAAUAAAUGCAUGAACUAGUUUUUCAGCAUCACUCUGAGACAGGAUAUUUCUAACUUUAGAGAUGUUGCACAAAUGGAAGAAAGCAGUCUUACAUAUUUGUAACCUGUUAGCAAAAAAAAAGGAAAUAUCUGUGCUGUGGACUUUUUUGUUUAUUGACUUGUGGUGGUAACCUCAUCAGAGUUCAAGAAGUGUGAUGAUUACUUGGAAAUAUGUGUGGUAAAGUAUGUGUAAUAACUUUGAAUCAGGUCUGCAAAAUACAAAAUUACUAUUACUACAUUUCAUAGUAAUAUUGGAUAGUAUUGGAAGCAGACGAUGAGUAGGAAUAGAAAGUUCUGCUGAUGUGAAUAUACUGAUAAUGGUAGAUCAUGAGCUCCAGACAUUUUAGCACAUACAGCUGAGAAACAGACUGAACAGGUCGGUCUUCUUAACGUCGUAAAUAUGAUGAUACUCGUGGCACACAUACAUGUGUGAUCUGUAUAAACAUGUUGGUUUUGAAUGUGUGGCCUCUGGUGUGCACACUAUGGUGCUCUGUGGUGUCACUAACAUGAUGUCUUUCUUUGCAUUGGUGACCUGAUCAUGUGUCUGUUUAUGUGAAUAAAGCACUGCUCACAUGCCAUUAAAAUGACAUUUCAAUGA